Messenger RNA from Phialemonium atrogriseum, 1512 nucleotides. Its product is annotated as cytochrome P450. The record is from RefSeq and is a predicted model, not a curated record. The annotation marks the transcript as partial. The transcript is spliced from 4 exons. Lineage: Eukaryota; Fungi; Ascomycota; Sordariomycetes; Cephalothecales; Cephalothecaceae. Gene Ontology annotation, molecular function: heme binding; monooxygenase activity; oxidoreductase activity, acting on paired donors, with incorporation or reduction of molecular oxygen.
AUGGCGUUUCUCUCAUACAUUACCAAGGUUAUCAGCGCCUACUGGUUGCCCCUGUGCGUGGUCGCCAUUCUCGGCCGUCUUGUGUAUAACAGAUAUGGCAAGGGCUUAUCGGAUAUCCCAGGGCCAUUUCUGGCCUCGUUGUCAGACGGCUGGCUCUUCCUCCACUAUCUGUGCCGAAAGGGGUCCGAAGAAUAUGACCUGCACCAGAAGUUCAAGUCGUCAGUGGUCCGGUUUGGACCAAACACGGUCAGUGUGUCGGAUGCUGAAGCCGUUCGGAUAAUAUACGGCUGGAAACCCGUGUUCUCAAAGAGCCGGUUAUACAUCUCCCAGGACGUCACCACGGAAGAUGGUACAGUCUUGGAGAACGUGUCUUCCACGAGGAGCGAGGGUAUCCAUCGGGAUCUCCGACGGCUUGUUGCGCAUACUUACUCCCUGAGCACGCUGGUGGAGUACGAGCCCCUAGUUGACUCCACGUCGCAAGUCUUCAUGAAGCAGAUGGACCGGUUUUCCGAGACCGGAGAGGUUUGUCCCUUCGGCAGCUGGCUGCAGAUGUAUGCCUUCGAUGUGAUAGGCGAAAUCACCUUUAGCAAGCGGUUUGGCUUUCUGGAAGCCGGCAAGGACGUUGGCAACAUGAUGCGCCACACGGCUCGAGCGAUGGACUGGAUAGGCAUAGUCGGCCAGAUCCCUACUUUCGAUGAAUAUUUCCGCCUCAAGGGCUUCGGUCACAUCCUGCGAAAGUUCCGGCGCACGGGACCCGUCAUGAAGUUCACGGCCGGUCGGAUCCGCGACCACAAAGCGUCGGAGACAGAUUCGCGGCCGGACUUCCUGACGCGCUUUAUCCAGGUCCGUGACAAGUACCCGGAGUUGAUGACCGACCAGCGGUUGGCGGCCUACACCAACACCAACGUCAGCGCCGGGUCGGACACGACGGCCAUCGCGCUGCGCGAGAUCGUCUACCGCCUGCUCACCCACCGGGGGGCCCUGGACAAGUUCCGCGCGGAACUCGCCGCGGUGCUCCGGGCGCGCGACGGCGCCGGCCCCGACAGGCUCGUCACGUGGGCCGAGGGCCAGGGCAUGCGCUACUACCAGGCCCUGAUCAAGGAGUGUCUCCGCGUACACCCGCCGUUGGGGCAGCUGAUCCCGCGUCUGGUGCCGCCGGGGGGCACGCAGCUAUGCGACCGGUUCAUACCGGAGGGCACGGUGGUGGGGUGCAACGCGUGGGUGGUGCACCGCGACAAGAAGGUGUACGGAGACGACGCCGACGAGUUCCGCCCCGAGCGGUGGAUGGACGCGGACCCGGCGCGGCUGCGCAGCAUGGAGAACCUGGGUUUUGCGUUCGGCGGUGGGCCAAGGGUCUGCCUAGGCAAGAACAUUGCUCUGCUGGAGAUCUCGAAGAUGGUGCCGGAGCUGUUUAGGAGGUUCGACGUCGAGCUUGUCGACCCGAAGAAGUAUACACCGUGUCCGGGCUGGUUAGUCCCGCAGACCGGGCUCGACGUUAGGGUGAAGAGGAAG